AACAAAGUGUCACUUUUGAUCCUAAUGAAACAAUCUACCAUUUUUCCAGGCAUUUCUGCUCAAGAACAAGGCGACGCUAGAGGCGACGGUACCAAAGCCCAGGGAGGCUUCUCUUACACCGCCCCCGACGGUCAGCAGAUCCACAUCCAGUACACCGCCGACGAAAACGGUUUCCAGGCUCAGGGAGCCCACCUCCCUACCCCUCCCCCGAUUCCAGAGGCCAUCCAGAGGUCCAUCGAGCAGAAUCUGGCUGAGGAGGCACGUGGUAUCGUGGAUGACGGAAGGUACACGUCUUCGGGUGCGGAGGGACAAUACAGGUCGGAGAAUGAGGGACAGUACAGCUCUUCAGGAGUGAAAGGACACUUCGGAUCUUCUGGACACUUUGGAUCGUCUGGAAACUUCGGGGGUUUCAAGCAAAGCCAUCAACAAGGAGGUUACAAAUACUGAAUUUGAGAUGAAUUAGAAGAGGACGGGUACCAUCGAAGUGAUAUUAUUUAUACCUAUAGUUUUACAUUUUUAUACUGCGAAUAAAAU
This is a messenger RNA of Phaedon cochleariae (mustard beetle), 534 nucleotides long. NCBI's taxonomy places the organism in Eukaryota, Metazoa, Arthropoda, Insecta, Coleoptera, Chrysomelidae. The record is from the annotation of a GenBank genome assembly.